Messenger RNA from Drosophila novamexicana, 1084 nucleotides. It is a transcript of the gene Boh1, whose product is annotated as zinc finger protein 3 homolog. The coding region runs from base 45 to 1016 and encodes 323 amino acids. The transcript has 2 exons. The record is from RefSeq and is a predicted model, not a curated record. NCBI's taxonomy places the organism in Eukaryota, Metazoa, Arthropoda, Insecta, Diptera, Drosophilidae.
UAUCGAUUUCGUUAUCGACAGCUAUCAAUAAUUUCAGCGGCAAGAUGCAACAUAUCCAAGCAAAGGUAACGCCCAUAGUUGUGCCCGUUUACGAGUUGCCCGAGUACGUCUGCGUUGAAACCUGCUGCAUCACUCAGCAGUUUGCCAAGGAACACAAUAUUAGUGGAAUUUCAAAAAUUAGCAAAAAUAUUGCGGCCCUGUGGACGUUUGAUAAUUAUAAACCGUCACCGAAAGAGCAACGAACCAUGCCCACAACAGAGAGCGUUAAGCAGGACAACAGCGUGCCCUGUCGCAUGCGAGAAAUACAAACGGAGAGGAUAUCCACAGCAGAUGUGGGCAUACAAUGCAAGCGAGACGAUGACGAAGACGAAGCGUGGAUUGAGCCGCAGCCGUCGACAGAUCCGGAUGAACAAAGCAUGGAGCAGGAGAGCAAAUUUCUAUCUUAUGUGAGUCAACACACCAGCAUGUUUCCCAAUGGCAUGCUCGAGUGCCUGAUCUGCGGCGAGGUGGCCAACUAUCUGCUGGAGCAUCAGCGGCACAUGGCGAUGCACUAUGGACCGCGUGCCCUGUGCUUCAGCUGCGGCAAGCUGAUCAAACAUCAGCAUUUGAUCGGUCAGCAUGGCUACAGUUGCACGGCGCGUCCCCAUGCCCGCAGCCGACCACCGAUCCAUAUGCAGUGCCCGCAUCUGCAUUGCAGCUUUACGGUCGCCUCAAAGCAACAGCUGCGGCGGCAUCUGAAAAAGCAUCUGAACGUUAAAGCCCAUUACUGCCUGCAGUGCCGCAAAAGCUUUAGCUCGUCCACACAAUUUCUGGUGCAUCGCAUGCUGGUCUCCGCCUGCAGCAGAGCCAAACACAUAUAUCUAGGCCAGAGGACGCGACAGGCGCAUGUCAAAGCCCAGAUACAUCGUUGCACUAUUUGCCUGAAGCGUUUCAGUAAUGCGUUUCGCUGUGUCCUCCACAAGCGCCGCUGCAUCCUGCAGCAUCAGAAGCGUAUACGCUGGCUCCUAACGCAAUGAUUAACCAAGGAAUUUGCCUAAAUUGUAUUUUAUUUUUAGUGCAUAACAACAUUAAUCAAAAAUAUAUG